Molecule: messenger RNA, 2676 nt
Organism: Octodon degus (degu)
Lineage: Eukaryota; Metazoa; Chordata; Mammalia; Rodentia; Octodontidae
Gene: Tmc2
Product: transmembrane channel like 2
Exons: 19
Coding region: 1-2676 (891 amino acids)
Biological process (GO): detection of mechanical stimulus involved in sensory perception of sound; vestibular reflex
Cellular component (GO): plasma membrane
Molecular function (GO): mechanosensitive monoatomic ion channel activity
Source: RefSeq, a predicted model, not a curated record
AUGAGCCCUCCACCCAAGGGCCUGGAGGAGGAAGGUGACAGGUCAGAAAAGAGAGCCUCAAGCAAGCAGGCUCCCAAAGCAGAGGGCCUGGCAGGCAGGCAUGGAGCCCAGCCUGGCCAGAAGGAGGGGGGCAGAGGCAGCCCAAGGCCUGGGCUCCCCCGGAGAAAGCAGACGGAAUAUAGGAGCCGCCAUGAGGAGCUGCGGAGACAGGAGCGGAGUCCAGCUGCAAGGCCGGGUGAGGCCAGGAGGAAGAGGGGCAUGGAUGGGAGGGCUUCCACCAAGAAGCAGAGAGCACCCUCAAAGGACAAGGCGGUUCUGGGGAAGGAGGACUCGAGGAAGCAGCUGAAGAAUCCCAGGUCAUCAUCCUUGGCCUCCAGUACCUCUGGAGGGGAGUCCCUGUCUGAGGAGGAACUGGCCCAGAUCCUGGAGCAAGUGGAAGAAAAAAAGAAGCUCAUUGCCACCAUGCGGAACAAGCCCUGGCCUAUGGCCAAGAAGCUGACUGAGCUCAGGGAGGCCCAAGCCUUUGUGGAGAAGUAUGAAGGAGCCCUAGGAAAGGGGAAAGGCAAGCGACUCUACGCCUACAGGAUGCUGGUGGCAAAGAAAUGGGUUAAGUUUAAGAGAGAUUUUGAUAAUUUCAAGACUCAGUGUAUUCCCUGGGAAAUGAAGAUCAAGGACAUUGAAAGUCACUUCGGUUCCUCAGUGGCAUCAUAUUUCAUCUUUCUCCGAUGGAUGUAUGGAGUUAACCUGGUCCUUUUUGGAUUAAUAUUUGGUCUAGUCAUAAUUCCAGAGGUACUGAUGGGUGUGCCUUAUGGAAGCAUUCCCAGAAAGACUGUGCCUCGGGCCGAGGAAGAAAAGGCCAUGGACUUCUCUGUCCUUUGGGAUUUUGAGGGCUACAUCAAGUAUUCCGCUCUUUUCUAUGGCUACUACAACAACCAGAGGACCAUUGGGUGGCUGAGGUACAGGCUACCCAUGGCUUACUUCAUGGUGGGGGUCAGCGUGUUCGGCUACAGCCUGAUGAUUGUCAUUAGAUCGAUGGCCAGCAACACCCAGGGGAGCACAGGCGAGGGUGAGAGCGAGAACUUCACAUUCAGCUUCAAGAUGUUCACCAGCUGGGACUACCUGAUUGGGAAUUCAGAAACAGCCGACAACAAAUAUGCCUCCAUCACCACCAGUUUCAAGGAAUCAAUAGUGGACGAACAAGAGAGUAACAAAGAAGAAAACGUCCACCUGACGAGAUUUCUCCGUGUCCUGGCCAACUUUCUCAUCAUCUGCUGCUUGUGUGGGAGUGGGUACCUCAUUUACUUCGUGGUGAAGCGAUCCCAGGAGUUUUCCAAAAUGCAGAAUGUCAGCUGGUAUGAAAGGAAUGAGGUGGAAAUUGUGAUGUCCCUGCUGGGGAUGUUUUGUCCCCCUCUGUUUGAAACCAUCGCUGCACUGGAGAAUUACCACCCUCGCAUCGGACUCAAGUGGCAGCUGGGGCGCAUCUUUGCACUUUUCUUGGGGAACCUCUACACAUUUCUCUUGGCUCUGAUGGAUGAUGUCCACCUCAAGCUUUCUAAUGAAGCGACAAUAAAGAACAUCACUCACUGGACUCUGUUUAAUUACUACAAUUCCUCGGGUUGGAACGAGAGUGUCCCCCGGCCACCCCUGCACCCUGCAGAUGUGCCCCGGGGUCCCUGCUGGGAGACAGCUGUGGGCAUUGAAUUCAUGAGGCUGACCGUGUCCGACAUGCUGGUAACAUAUAUCACCAUCCUUCUGGGGGACUUCGUGCGGGCCUGUUUCGUCCGGUUCAUGAACUACUGCUGGUGCUGGGAUUUGGAGGCCGGAUUUCCCUCAUAUGCUGAGUUUGACAUUAGUGGAAACGUGCUGGGUUUGAUCUUCAACCAAGGCAUGAUCUGGAUGGGCUCCUUCUAUGCUCCGGGGCUGGUGGGCAUCAACGUCCUGCGCCUGCUGACCUCCAUGUACUUGCAGUGCUGGGCUGUGAUGAGCAGCAACGUGCCCCAUGAGCGCGUGUUCAAGGCCUCCAGGUCCAACAACUUCUACAUGGGCCUGCUGCUGUUGGUGCUGUUCCUCAGCCUCCUGCCAGUGGCCUACACCAUCAUGUCCCUGCCACCCUCCUUCGACUGUGGCCCAUUCAGUGGGAAAAACAGAAUGUAUGACGUCCUCCAUGAGACUAUUGAAAAUGACUUCCCGACCUUCCUGGGCAAGAUCUUUGCUUUCCUUGCCAAUCCAGGACUGAUCAUCCCAGCCAUCCUGCUGAUGUUCCUGGCAAUCUACUACCUGAACUCUGUUUCCAAAAGUCUUUCCAGAGCUAAUGCCCAGCUGAGGAAGAAAAUCCAAGUGCUCCGAGAAGUUGAGAAGAGCCACAAAUCUGUCAAAAACAGAGCCACAGACAGAGAUUCAGGGGACACACCCCAAAGCAGCUCCAAAACUGGCACCCAGCUGCAAAUCACCAAGGCAGAGCCCACAUCUCAUUCUGCUAGCCAAAGCCAGGCCCUGGACAAGAAGGCACGGGGUGCUGGGCCCUCCAGCCCUGCCAGUGGGACCCUGCUGCCUGCCUCCCAGCACCUUUCUGGAUCUCAGCCUCCCAGAGUCGGACCCGAUUCUGGCAAAGCCCUGUCUCACACUCAUCCCUGGAGGUCAGCCUCGGGAAAGCACGUGCAGAGGCCUCCUCACUGA